AUGCUCGCUCAGAACAAGAAAAAUAGGAACAAAAAGGGUCUCGCCCUGGGGGCUGGUGCUAGCCCAACAUCGCUUGGUGGAUCGAAAGCUGAUAAACUACGCCCUGCUAGUUCAAACCGAACAGACUACCAUGACAAACUAACCGAGCAGCUAGCGACCCUGGAGAUCGGACUGGAAUUCAAACUCGAUCUACACGCUGAAGAUCUCCAAUUGUUAGGCGAUCUGGGUGCCGGAAACGGCGGAACGGUUUGCAAAGCUACACAUCUGCCUACUAAAUUGAUCAUGGCUAGGAAGCUUGUCCACAUUGACGCCAAGCCAUCGGUGAGGAAGCAAAUCCUCCGAGAACUUCAAAUUAUGCACGACUGUCGUUCCCCCUAUAUUGUCUCUUUCUAUGGAGCAUAUCUGCAAGACCCACAUAUCUGCAUGUGCAUGGAGUACAUGGAUAAAUCCUCGCUUGACAAUAUUUACAAAAAAACGGGACCCAUUCCUGAACAGGUUUUGGGCAAAAUUACCGUUGCCGUUGUUUCUGGUCUCAAUUAUCUCUAUGAUUCUCACCGGAUUAUUCACCGUGACGUAAAGCCAUCCAACGUGCUGUUCAAUUCUCAAGGACAAGUCAAAAUUUGCGAUUUCGGUGUCUCCGGUGAAUUAAUCAACUCUAUUGCCGAUACUUUCGUUGGUACCAGCACAUAUAUGAGUCCAGAGCGCAUUCAAGGCGCCCAGUACACGGUCAAAUCUGAUGUUUGGUCUCUGGGGAUUACCCUCAUCGAAUUGGCGCUUGGAAGAUUUCCGUUUGCUGAAGAGGCGGACGAUUCAGAUGAUUCAGGGACCGAGGAGCAUACCUUGAGUCCGACUAAACCAUCUGGACAAAAUGUUCAGCUGAGUUUAGACGCCGCUUUCCAGAAGAGAGAAGAACGCGAUCGACAAAGGCGAGAGAAGAGGCGAGCGAAGAAGGAGCAAGAAACCCUGGAGCUUGGUGUCGAUUCCAGCCGUGGUAAGAAGAAAAAGGGCGCGAGUGGUGUCAGUUUGGAAGGGGGAUCCGCCCAAAUGAGUAUCUUGGAACUACUCCAACACGUGGUCAAUGAACCUGCACCUAAACUACCUGCAGAUCGAUUCAAGAAACACACAUGCGACUUUUUGGAUGCUUGCCUUCUCAAAGAGCACGAUGCAAGACCCACACCGAAAAUGUUAACAGAUUUUGAAUGGUUUAAAGUUGCCGCUGAAGACGAAGUCGAUCUGGUCCAAUGGGCCAGUACUCUAGCCUUGUGA
Messenger RNA from Puccinia triticina, 1266 nucleotides. RefSeq lists its product as uncharacterized. Gene Ontology annotation, molecular function: ATP binding; protein kinase activity. Bases 1 to 1266 code for a protein of 421 amino acids. The record is from RefSeq and is a predicted model, not a curated record. The transcript has 8 exons. NCBI's taxonomy places the organism in Eukaryota, Fungi, Basidiomycota, Pucciniomycetes, Pucciniales, Pucciniaceae. Gene Ontology annotation, biological process: protein phosphorylation.